Molecule: messenger RNA, 3090 nt
Organism: Mytilus californianus (California mussel)
Lineage: Eukaryota; Metazoa; Mollusca; Bivalvia; Mytilida; Mytilidae
Product: fizzy-related protein homolog
Exons: 13
Coding region: 175-1638 (487 amino acids)
Biological process (GO): anaphase-promoting complex-dependent catabolic process; positive regulation of ubiquitin protein ligase activity; positive regulation of anaphase-promoting complex-dependent catabolic process
Cellular component (GO): anaphase-promoting complex
Molecular function (GO): protein binding; anaphase-promoting complex binding; ubiquitin ligase activator activity
Source: RefSeq, a predicted model, not a curated record
UGCAAAGCAAUAAUCCAUCUUUGAACAAGAACGGGAUCCGUUCAAACUUAACUGCCUAGAAUUUGUACAGUUAACAAACAAAAACAGAGUUCUUGGUACAUAUUAUAACACAACCAAGUUAGGCCAGCUAUUAAAAAAAGAUGUGGAAUUAAGAAGAAAAGUCAAAUUUAGGUAAUGGAUCCAGAAUAUGAGAAGCGUUUGCUUCGACAACAAAAUGGCCAGGUUUCCCCAUAUAAUUCUCCAUUGAGUUUAAGUCCUAUGAGUCCAGUAGCUUCACCAAGUAAAGACAAAUAUGGAGACAGAUUUAUACCAAGUAGAGCAGGAGCUAGCUGGCAUAUAAAUUUUAAUAUUCCAAAAGGAAGUCCUACAUCAUCACCCACUCAAUCUAGUAGUAAAUCUAAGGAGCCAACAGCUGAUAGCAGUAAAGAUGGUCUAGCUUAUUAUUGUUUACUGAAAAAUGAACUCUUGUCAGCGGGCAUUGAAGAUUUGAAGGAUCAACAGACAGAUGAAAGAAGAAUUUUAGUCCCCAAAGAAAGUAAAAAUCUUUUUCGUUAUCAUGUUCCUAGAAGAAGUUUAGAUUUUAGUGAUUCAUCUCCGUAUUCAUUAUCACCAGUAGGAAGUAAAAGUCAACGACUUCUUAGAUCUCCAAGAAAGGCUGUGAGAAAGAUAUCAAAGAUACCAUUUAAGGUGUUAGAUGCUCCUGAACUGCAGGAUGAUUUUUAUUUAAACUUGGUGGAUUGGUCAUCACAGAAUGUUCUAAGUGUUGGACUUGGUACCUGUGUUUAUCUGUGGAGUGCAUGUACUAGUCAGGUGACAAGACUAUGUGAUUUAUCAAGUGAUGGAGAUACAGUAACAUCAGUAUCAUGGUCAGAAAGGGGGCAUUUAGUAUCAGUAGGAACACAUAAAGGAUUUGUACAGAUAUGGGAUGUAGCAGCAAAUAAAAAAAUAAAUACAUUAUCAGGUCAUAGUGCUAGAGUAGGAGCAUUAGCAUGGAAUGGAGAUGUUUUAUCAUCAGGAAGUAGAGACAGAUUGAUAUUACAAAGAGAUAUUCGCACACCUUCUAUUGUGCCAGAACGUAAAUUAACAGGACACAAACAGGAAGUGUGUGGACUCAAGUGGUCACCUGAUCACCAACAUUUAGCAUCAGGUGGCAAUGACAAUAAAUUGUUUGUGUGGAACAUGAAUAGUACAAUACCAGUUCAGACUUAUAAUGAACAUUUAGCUGCUGUAAAGGCUAUUGCAUGGUCUCCUCAUCAGCAUGGACUAUUAGCUAGUGGGGGAGGUACUGCAGAUAGGUGUAUUAGAUUCUGGAAUACAUUAACAUGUCAGCCAUUGCAGUGUGUUGAUACAGGAUCACAAGUGUGUAACUUAGCCUGGUCAAAGCACUCAAAUGAAAUUGUUAGUACUCAUGGUUAUUCACAAAAUCAAAUAUUAGUAUGGAAAUAUCCUUCACUUGUUCAAAUUGCCAAAUUAACAGGACAUACAUACAGAGUAUUAUAUCUAGCAAUGUCACCAGAUGGAGAAGCCAUUGUAACAGGAGCUGGGGAUGAAACUUUACGUUUUUGGAAUGUUUUCAGUAAAACUAGGUCAACAAAAGAAUCUAAAUCUGUGUUGAAUCUCUUCACAAGAAUCCGGUGAUGUUAAACAGAGAAAGUUGAAUUCAGGAAAUUAAUUUCACUCAAUGAAUUUUAUGUGUUCGGUUAGAGCUUGCCUUGACAUCCAUUUUAUUUUUAUAAGUUAAUGUAUGUUUUAUGAAGGAUUUUGUGGGAACAAGCAAAACCUCAAGAUGUCUGGCAAGCUAUAAAUUAUUUUAACGUUUUUUAUAGAAUUUUAUUUUUUACCCUCCACAUAAAUUUAAUGUGUAAAGUGCUUUUUAAGUCCAGUACCAAAAAUAUUUUGUCCGAAUUGAUUCCAUCAGACUGAAUUGCAAAAAAAUUGAACUGGCAAAACAAAAGUUACCCUCUUUUUUUUUUAUAUAUCAGAUUAACAUAUUUCAGGUUUUAUAAAAGUCUGUUUCUAUUUUUUCCAUUUAUUAAUUUUGUUAUGCAUUUAAAAAACAAAACAACAAAAAUUGUGUAAUACAAAUAAGUUAUGUGAUAUGGAGGAAUGUUAGAUUUUUAUUUAAUUUUCAGACACAAGUAUGUCUGUUGUUGUUUUUUGUUGUUCAAGUUUUUCCAUGAUUUUAUUUAGUUGCCAGUAUAAAAAAAUUUGAACUGCCGAAUAACAAGUGAAAGGGUAAAUGGAUAUUUACGUCUUAUUCAUUUCAAUAUUUUUUCAUUUAUCAUUUGAAGACUUAGUUUCUUGAAAGUUAUGGUAGAAUUCUUUUUUAUUUAAAUUGACCAUACACUUGAUAAGUGAAUCUUAUUAUACAUUUAUAUAAUCUGCUAUUGAAAUUGUAAAUGUGGUUUUUAAAAGCCUGCAUUGUUAAUUAUUUGGAAUUUGGUUUAUCAUGCAGUAUAAAAUUUGGUAAAAACAAUAAACUGAUAUUACACUACUAUUAUGCAAUUCUUAGUGUUAUAAACAUCUUUAGAUAUUGAAAACAGUUUUAUUCAACAGUUUGACAUUUUAUAUUUAAAGAUAAAUUUUAUAGUAUUUAUUUUAAAUUUUGAUAAUUAAAUUUACUGUUUUGGGACAUUUUAGGCUUUUUACCAGUAUUUUUUAAUUUAUAAUCUUUUAUACAUUGCUGAAGGAGGAAAGAGAAACAAUUUUAUUACGGAUAUUGGAACAAAAAUACUUUCCUCUGAUCUUAUACAACCUUCACUACUUUACUGUUGGAUAUAUGUAUAAUAUAGGUCAAUAUUAUUACAUAUGUAACUCUUAUACAAAAGUCCAUAAUCUUUUUUAUCUGUUUACUUCUUUUCUCGAUACUUGUUCUCUCUUUUAUUAUAUCAAAUUAUUUAUCAAUUGCAUUUCAUACAUUUCAUGUUUAAGGAAAACAAAAAAUGGAUUUAUUUCUUUACUCCUUUCUUUCUAAAUGUGUUAAUGUCAGUUGUUGUGUAUUGAAAAAAAACAUUUUGUAUGCAUGCAGAAAUUAUCACUCUGUGUUACAUAAUCAUCAUGAAAAUAAUAAAAAAUAUCUUGAUUACAAUA